Molecule: messenger RNA, 1020 nt
Organism: Wyeomyia smithii (pitcher-plant mosquito)
Lineage: Eukaryota; Metazoa; Arthropoda; Insecta; Diptera; Culicidae
Product: pyridoxal phosphate homeostasis protein
Exons: 6
Coding region: 115-891 (258 amino acids)
Cellular component (GO): intracellular anatomical structure
Molecular function (GO): pyridoxal phosphate binding
Source: RefSeq, a predicted model, not a curated record
UAUGCACGACAAUUCUUCGUGAUCCCAUACUACAAAGCGUCCAGUGCAGAAUCAGCUGUCUGAUAAGACGGAAGAGCUCUCCCACAAUUGCAAUAUUCGCUCGCUACUUCGUCAAUGAUCCGACGAGCGAUGGGUGAAGUAGACGUAAAAUCUGCAAUCCGGCAGACGCUGGCCAAGAUCGAGGAAGCUCAUUCGAAACGAGUUCAGACCAUUAAACCAUCCAAACCUCUGCUGGUGGCGGUCAGUAAGACGAAACCAGUCGAACUCAUUCUGGAUGGAUAUUCCGCAGGGCAGCGUGAUUUUGGUGAAAACUAUGUUCAAGAGCUGAUCGAGAAAGCCAACGACUCCAAAAUCCUCCAGCAAUGCAAAGAAAUACGCUGGCACUUCAUCGGCCAUCUGCAGAGUAACAAGAUCAAUAAGAUUGUCAACCUUCCAAAUUUACAUAUGAUCCAAACAGUUCACAACGCCAAAACAGCGGAAAGUUUGAACAAGGCUUGGGAGAAAGUAAUGGCAGGAGACCCGAACAAGAACAAACUCAAUGUGCUGAUACAAAUCAACACCAGUGGAGAAGAUGAGAAAAAUGGCACCGAACCGGCGGAUGCAGUGAAUCUGUACCGUUUCGUCACCGAAAAAUGUUCCCACCUGAACUGUCACGGAAUAAUGACCAUUGGACGGUUUGGUCACGAUUACUCCACCGGACCGAACCCGGACUUCAUCGAGCUGAUGAAGUGUCACGCGGAAAUCUGCAGCACCUUCGGAAAGGAUUCCGCCGAGCUGCAGGUGUCGAUGGGAAUGUCGGACGAUUAUAUCCAAGCGAUCGAGAUGGGUAGUACAAUCGUACGCGUAGGCAGUUCUAUUUUUGGAGCCCGAGCGAAGAAACCCGAAGCGUAGGAAUUUUUCCGCCGCAUCUCCGUAUACUAGCGACGCGCACUGGUCCCGAUCGAACUACAACAACUGUUGUGCCAUUUGGGCAAUUCGUCAUGUACAAUAUGUUGAAUUAAAGAAUAUGUUGCAAAUCGA